Danaus plexippus (monarch butterfly) is the source of this 890-nucleotide messenger RNA. RefSeq names its product NADH-ubiquinone oxidoreductase subunit 8-like. Gene Ontology annotation, cellular component: membrane. Gene Ontology annotation, biological process: mitochondrial electron transport, NADH to ubiquinone; mitochondrial respiratory chain complex I assembly. Gene Ontology annotation, molecular function: NADH dehydrogenase activity; 4 iron, 4 sulfur cluster binding. The transcript has 2 exons. Bases 77 to 775 code for a protein of 232 amino acids. NCBI's taxonomy places the organism in Eukaryota, Metazoa, Arthropoda, Insecta, Lepidoptera, Nymphalidae. The record is from RefSeq and is a predicted model, not a curated record.
UAUAAAAUAUGAUGUGUCAAUACCCGACUAUUCGGAAGGCCAAUUAUUUAAAUUAAAUCUAACUAAUACAUGACCCAUGAUGGGCAGAGUCAUUCUAGCUUUGAACAAAUAUUUAAAACAAGCUUAUACUCGAAUUCAAAAGUAUUCAGAUGAAUGUCCUUCUUGCCCUCCGCCACAAAGGGCCUAUCCAUGUUGCUCUCCGCUUCCAAUGUAUUAUUGCAAGCCUAGAACAAAGUAUGACGUAAAUUUUAUAUAUAUAAAUGAUAAGCCGCCAAGUACAGCUAUGGGUGAUUUUGUAGAUAGAAUCGCUCAAACUGUGUUUUGGACUGAAUUAGCUAGAGGCUUUGCUGUAACCAUUGCCCAUAUAUUUAAAGAACCUGCAACCAUAAACUAUCCAUUCGAGAAAGGUCCACUGUCUCCUCGAUUCCGAGGUGAACAUGCAUUGCGAAGGUAUCCGUCCGGAGAAGAAAGGUGUAUUGCUUGUAAACUAUGUGAAGCCUAUUGUCCCGCGCAAGCGAUAACAAUAGACGCUGAAGAAAGGAACGAUGGUUCUCGUAGAGCAAUACGUUAUGAUAUUGACCUAACCAAGUGUAUUUUUUGUGGAUACUGUCAGGAAGCUUGCCCAGUAGAUGCUAUUGUCGAAGGCCCUAAUUUUGAAUAUUCAACAGAAACACAUGAGGAACUUAUGUACAAUAAAGAAAAAUUGCUAAGUAAUGGAGACCGUUGGGAACCUGAAAUAGUUAGCAACUUGAGGGACAAUUUCCUAUAUCGUUGAUCAUAUUUAAAAUAUAUUUUAUGGUCAACUGUUUCUUUACUUCUUCUUCACAAUAUUGUAACUGCAUCCUAGUUAGUUAUAUAUUGAAAUAUAUAAUAAUUUCUGGAACUAUUAA